Molecule: messenger RNA, 584 nt
Organism: Lucilia sericata (common green bottle fly)
Lineage: Eukaryota; Metazoa; Arthropoda; Insecta; Diptera; Calliphoridae
Exons: 2
Coding region: 92-496 (134 amino acids)
Source: RefSeq, a predicted model, not a curated record
AUGAGAUUGUCAAAUACAAUUUUUCAUUUUGUUUAAUUUUUGGCAUAUAUAAAUAAAUUAUUAAAAAAAUAAAAUAGUAUAAUUUAUAAAUAUGUUUGGAUCAAUUGCCAUAAGUCUGGAUAGUGAUUCAAGUGAAAGUGAUAACGAUGAUACACGGCUUUGUCAGAGGAAUAUACGAGAUGCCACAAAUGUUUUAGAUCUUCCAGAAGAACGAUUUAUUGCUAGCUUUCGAGUCAAUAAGGAAGUGUUUGUGAUGUUACUUGAAGAAAUAACGCCAAAUUUAAAAGUGGCAUAUCGAAAUACACACAUCCCAGCACCUACCAAACUUGCAACAUUUUUAUUAUUUCUGGCUACGGGAGGUUAUCAAACAUCAAUUGGAAAUGAAUGUUUUUCGUCCAUAUCAAAAUCGCAAGUGUCCAAGGUAAUAACUGAAUUGUUAGAAAUAUUCGAAAGGUACUUGUGUUCAAAAUGGAUAAAAUUAGAAGCUAAACAAUGAUAGUGAAGUGAAAGAGUUUUUCUAUAAUUAUGGUGGAAUACCAGGGGUCGUGGGUUGUGUUGAUGGCACUCAUGUGCGAAUAAAGGCA